AUGGAGAAACCUUUACCUAGACCCCCAUCUAAUCCUAAAUUUAUUAACAGUAAUAAUGAUGAAGAUGUUAUCCUUGACGACCUUGUAUUUGGAUUAAAGCGUUACGAAGCAGCAUUUUAUAUCAAGUCUGGUAUAGAAAGCGUCCUGCAUAGUUUUACGAAGGCUGAAGAACUAGAAAUGAUUAAGCUGAGCUUUUUAAUUGCUGACAGUCCCUACCGACCGAUAUCGUUGGAAAGUGUGCCUUCCAAAAUACUGUUUGGUUCCUUUUUAUUUUACGUGAAAUACAAGAUAUAUGAAAAGGCUGGUCAUGUACUUGACAGACAAUUCUGUUUUACUCUUCGAAGACUCGCUUCUGAUGACCUUUCUGUUAAAAACGAAUUUUUCUUUCAGCAAGUCAAAAGUAAUUUUCUUGCUCUUCCCAAAAUUAAAAUAAAAAUGCUCUCAGUAUUCUUUUCUAUCGUACAGAUUGUCUUAUCUAAACUACGUGGAGGAUAUAAUGAACGCGUUCAGUUUUUUGCUUCUAUUGCUGCGGUGAUCUUACCGAAAGAUCAAGUUAAUGAAAUGUAUUAUCUAGUUGAAUAUGUAUCAUUGAACGCACAAAGGAUAUUCCAAAUCCGACCUCCUUCUCCCCGGGUGCUUCAUCCUCUUCCGCAACCAAAUAGUAAUCAAAGACAGACUUUGAAUGAUGAAGGGAUACAAAAAAUCAGUCCAUAUACGGGACAAGAAGAUAUAAAAACAGAGUAUAGUAACAAUAUGGCUACGCAUAGAGCCAAGCAAACAGGAUCAGAAUUUUCCUGGAAUACUGAAAGUCCGGGUCUUCAAAGAAACAAGACUUUAAAUACCGGCAUUCCUACUAGCAAGAAAGAAAACACUAUCUCUGGGACAGGGUCUCUUACUACUAGACAGUAUGACUAUGGAAAGCAGAAUGAAGAUUAUAAUGAUGAAACAGCUAAUAAAGACGAACCGACAAGUCUUAUGAUACCAAUUGAUGUCUACGAAAAACUUCAUAAGAAAUAUAUUGAAGCUUCAAAUAAGCUAAGGAUUGCUUUAAAUAGCUAUCAGGAUGUUCAUGAGGAGAUUGAUACACUCUACGAAACUUUCGCCGACGAAGUCAAUUCUUUUGAAAAUUCAAAAAAGUUACAAGAAGAAAAAAUUUUACAAGAAAGAAUUAACGUUGAACGAAAAAUUAAAGCCUAUCAAAAGGAACGUUUAGUUGCUAGCGAGUACGAACUAACAUGA
Messenger RNA from Schizosaccharomyces octosporus yFS286, 1239 nucleotides. RefSeq lists its product as uncharacterized. Bases 1 to 1239 code for a protein of 412 amino acids. NCBI's taxonomy places the organism in Eukaryota, Fungi, Ascomycota, Schizosaccharomycetes, Schizosaccharomycetales, Schizosaccharomycetaceae. The transcript has a single exon. The record is from RefSeq and is a predicted model, not a curated record.